GCUUCAGGGAAGAAGUCGUAAUGGUAAAAUGUGGGACAUUGGUUGCAACCUUAGAAGAAUGCAAGACAGUGCUUGGUGGCACACAAUGCGUUCACGAGAAUUAUGUAAGGGUGGCUGGUGCAAUGUAUACGCGCAUGUGGCGGAGGAAAUUUGGAAACUCUAGUAUACGUUUUAUGAUCGAUCCUACAUUUGCGGCUCGGGUAUUUGAGAAUGUGCAGAGCUCGGGAGAUUGGAACGAUUGUCGUGAAAUUGGAUGUGCUGUCGCUAAAGGAUUUAAGGGAGUUCACGCCAAUCGUAUAUUUGGGGUCUUUGUUCCAGUUUUGGAAGACAGAAAAUGGUGGUGUGCUGCGUUUUCUGUUAACAAUGAGGAGGUGUGGGUCAUAGAUGCACACCGUCCAAAUUCAUUGGAGCACCAUGCAAAGGCCAUUGAGGAAUUGGCGAUUGGGGUUGAUAUUCUGUUCUCAAGCUUUGAAGGGCAAUGGGUACCUGGGAAAAUAACAAAAUGGGAGAGGAAGGCAGUGAAUAUAGACGACGCCCAUGGUGAAUGUGAUGAAAGUAGGAUCCACAUGCUAUUGGCAAUAAAGGGGUGUGCAGCGCGUUACAAAUUUGAGUAUUUAUCGCCUGCUAAUAUAAAGGAGGAAAGGGGACAGUUUCAAAAAAAACUUCCUCGAAAGACAGGAAAAGCUCUCCCUUGA
Messenger RNA from Beta vulgaris subsp. vulgaris (sugar beet), 695 nucleotides. RefSeq lists its product as uncharacterized. The transcript is spliced from 7 exons. Lineage: Eukaryota; Viridiplantae; Streptophyta; Magnoliopsida; Caryophyllales; Amaranthaceae. Bases 21 to 695 code for a protein of 224 amino acids. The record is from RefSeq and is a predicted model, not a curated record.